UCUAUUCAGAUGGAUCAAGGCCAAAAAUGUAAUAGUCGUCCAGGGCUGCGCGGCCCACUCCGUUGCCAAAAAAUGUAUACUUCUAUCUUUGUUCUCUUUAUUUUACGUUAUCUCCUCCAUUUGUUUUCCUUCAUUUGAGUCUGACUUUAAGAAUUUCUUUCACAUAGAGUAAAUAGUCUUCAUAAUAAGCAAUUAAAACAAAUUUAUUUAUUUUCAGAUUAUUUAUGUUAUGUAAAUCUUUUUUAUUUAAUUUAUUUAAACAACAAUUAUUAACUAAAAACCAAAAAUGUUGUUCAAGAUUAAUGUCUUAUUAUCCAGUAAAUGACCAAGUUUUUGGGUUAAAUGAAGAACAGAGACAAUUGAGGGAAACUGUCUCAAAAAUUUCUCAGAAGGAAUUGGCACCUUUUGCUAGUGAAAUUGAUAAAAUGAAUGGAUGGGACAAAUUGAGAGAUUUCUGGACUAUUUUGGGACAAAACGGACUUUUGGGAAUUACUGUUCCAACAGAAUAUGGAGGUUCUGAUUUGGGUUAUAUGGAACACGUUAUUGUGAUGGAGGAGCUUUCCCGUGCUUGUGGCGCUAUAGCCUUAAGUUAUGGUGCCCACUCUAAUUUGUGUGUUAAUCAGAUUCGUAGACAUGGUUCUAAUGAACAAAAGUCUAAAUAUUUACCCCCUUUAUGUUCUGGCGAAUGGAUUGGGGCUUUGGCAAUGAGUGAACAUGGAGCUGGUUCUGAUAUAGUUUCCAUGAAAUUAACUGCACGUAAAACUGGCGAUGGAAAAUAUUUUUUGUUAAAUGGGUCAAAAAUGUGGAUUACUAAUGGACCUGAUGCUGAUGUUUUGGUUGUUUAUGCUAAGACAAACCCAGAAAAACAUCAACACGGCAUUAGUGCUUUUAUUAUCCAAAGAGAUUUUCCUGGCUUUUCGACGGGUAGAAAACUCGAUAAACUUGGAAUGCGGGGAUCUAAUACUUGUGAAUUAAUUUUUGAUAAUUGUGAAGUACCUGUAGAAAAUGUUCUUGGAAUUGAAGAUAAAGGUGUUUAUGUAUUGAUGUCUGGUUUAGAUUCUGAACGUUUAGUUUUAUCAGCUGGACCUUUGGGAUUAAUGCAAUCUGCUUGUGAUGUUGCUUUUGAAUAUGCCCAUUCUAGAAUGGCUUUUAGCAGUCCUAUUGGGACUUUUCAAUUAAUGCAAGGUAAAUUGGCAGAUAUGUAUGUUAGAUUAAAUGCCUGUAGAGCUUAUUUAUAUACAAUAGCUAGAAAUGCUACUGACAAAACAUUGACGGCUAAGGACUCUGCCGGGGUAAUUUUAUAUUUGGCUGAAAAUGCAACCCAAACAUGUUUAGAUGCAAUUCAAGUUUUGGGGGGUAAUGGAUAUAUUAAUGAUUAUUCAACUGGGAGAUUACUUAGAGACGCAAAAUUGUAUGAAAUUGGGGCUGGAACUUCUGAAGUUAGAAGAUUAGUUAUUGGGAGAGCUUUAAAUAAAGAAUAUAUUAAAUGA
Messenger RNA from Meloidogyne enterolobii, 1490 nucleotides. Lineage: Eukaryota; Metazoa; Nematoda; Chromadorea; Rhabditida; Meloidogynidae. The record is from the annotation of a GenBank genome assembly.